AACCCUAUUUUUGCCAGACCGGCGCAAUAACGAAUGUAAACAAUGUGUUGACGUUUACAUUUUAAGUGACGUUCAUCUUAAGGUGAUUCUUGAAUCUGAUCUGUGAUAUAAAAUCUGCAAGAUAUGUGGUAAUUUUUUGAAGAGGAAUACAUGCACAAUGAGUAACCCCAACGUAAUUCAAAUAAGCGGACAACAUUCCAAUGGCAAUGGAACGCAGCAACGAAAAUCUUCUAUUGACGACCCUCCGGAAAUGAGAAUAUUAUGUUUUGAAUUAACACAUUACAAUAAGACGACUCAGUUUCUCCUAAGCUGUGCAGGAGUUUUUGUUCUUUAUUUAUUAUAUGGCUAUUUGCAAGAAUUAAUAUUCACGGAGGAGGAAUUCAAAUCUUAUGGAUGGUUCCUAACACUAAUUCAAUUUGGCUAUUACAUAUGUUUUGGAGUUGUAGAACGCAACGUAGAAGCAAGACGAAGUGGGAUGCCAGCUAUGCAACGAAAAAUACCAAUGAAAACUUAUGUCAUUCUUGCCACCUUAACUUUGGGUACAAUGGGUCUUUCGAACUCCAGUUUGGGUUAUCUCAAUUAUCCCACCCAGGUUAUAUUCAAGUGCUGUAAAUUGAUACCAGUUAUGAUUGGUAGUAUUCUUAUACAAGGAAAACGCUAUGGUCCCCUGGAUUUCGCAGCAGCUUUAGCAAUGUGUAUUGGUUUGGCAUGGUUUACUUUGGCCGAUUCGCAAGUAUCACCAAAUUUCAAUCUGUUUGGAGUUGCGAUGAUAUCAGGCGCAUUGCUGUGUGAUGCUGCCAUUGGUAAUGUCCAGGAAAAAGCAAUGAGAGAACAUAAAGCAGCCAGCAGUGAAAUUGUAUUGUAUUCAUAUGGCUUGGGGUUUAUUUAUUUGUUUGUUAUCAUGAUGAUUACGGGCAACUUUUUUAGUGACUUCGCCUUCUGUUUACAGCAUUCAAAAGAAGCUUUCUUCUAUGGAUUUUUGUUUAGUCUUUCCGGAUACCUUGGGAUCCACUUUGUACUUGCAUUGGUAAAGAGUAGUGGGGCACCAGUAGCAGCAACAGUUACAACUGCCCGCAAAGCAGUUACGAUUGCCAUUUCUUUUGUUUUCUUUAGCAAGCCAUUUACAAUACAAUAUGUUUGGUCAGGUUUGAUUGUAGUUUUGGGAAUUUACCUAAACGUCUACAGCAAGAAAAAUAAGUUGACUCUUAACGAUAUUAAACAUAAAAUUAAACAUAUUACCUUCAAUGGACGUACGUCAAUAUCACGGAAAUAUUUAGUAGAAGUUUAACUAUGUUAAAUAAACAUUACAACUCAAUAUUAUACCAAAUUAUAUAUUAUAUUUUUAGAAUAGAAAAUUUUAUUUCUAAGUACCUACACAUAUAUUUUAAAUAAAAGGACAUGCUAAGAUAAGAUAUAUCGACACAUAUUAUGCAUACUCAUAA
Messenger RNA from Musca domestica (house fly), 1442 nucleotides. It is a transcript of the gene Papst2, whose product is annotated as adenosine 3'-phospho 5'-phosphosulfate transporter 2. Bases 158 to 1288 code for a protein of 376 amino acids. Gene Ontology annotation, molecular function: 3'-phosphoadenosine 5'-phosphosulfate transmembrane transporter activity. The record is from RefSeq and is a predicted model, not a curated record. Gene Ontology annotation, cellular component: Golgi membrane; endoplasmic reticulum membrane. Gene Ontology annotation, biological process: transmembrane transport. The transcript is spliced from 3 exons. Lineage: Eukaryota; Metazoa; Arthropoda; Insecta; Diptera; Muscidae.